UAUAGAAGUAAAGGACUUUCUUUGCUUUGGAUCUCAGGCAUUUGUGUAAGACACAUUAGAAUAUUACUAUCUUGCCAGUGAUGAAGAAAAUUAAUUACUGUCCAACCUUCAAACUUACAAGUUUAUGGCAUUGCCAAUGACUUCACUUCGACAUUACAUUAGACUCUAAAAUAAUUCACCAGUCAAUUGUAAACACGGCCUCCCAAAGUCCAGGGAAUAGCGGGGACUUUGACUGUCGGCCCAGCCAAGGCCCAAGCCCGGGUAAAAUCCCAGCACUGUGGAGACGAACUGAUAGUAAAAUCUGCGCCAAAUGUCCUCGUACCCCAGGAACCCUAGGUGAAUUCUCCGCUAUAUUUCGCGCGAAGACAAAACCACCGCAUUCACCCGGCACUGCGGGGCCACCCGGAAGAAUAAUGUUGUAGAAAAGCAGGUAGCUUAAACCCCUACUAAUAGGAAGUGAUCUCUGAUGGAGAACCAGAGUCGUGAGGUAGAGGUUGUCAUUAUCGGGGCUGGGAUAUCGGGGCUGACUGCCGCAUACCGCCUAAAGAAGAAGGAUCCACACCUAGAUGUUUUGGUUCUGGAGGCUAAAGAGCGUGUUGGUGGUCGCACACUGACAGUCGAGAUGAAGAGUGCUGAUGGCUCUGAUCACUGGGAUCUUGGUGGACAGUGGGUUGGCAGGUGCCAGCCUCAGAUUAUGGCUCUACUCGAAGAGCUGGGCCUUGAAGUUUACCCCCAGUAUAUUAGAGGCCUCAAGUUCCUGCAGGUCGGGCGACUCUCCAACAUUGCCAGCUAUUCCUCUGACAUACCAACUCUGCCUCUCAUGGGGCUCUAUGAUCUACACAGGCUGCUCAGUAUGACGGAUAAGAUGGCACUUGAAGUGAACCCGAAUGAUCCCUUUUCUUGCCCAAAAGCUGCUCGCUGGGACUGUGAGACCUUGGAAACCUUCAUAGACUCAAAAAUCUGGACAGAAGCUGUAAAAGACCUUUUGCGAGCCUGUAUGCGGACAAUGUUCGGGGUUGAGCUCUCCCAGAUAUCCCUCCUGUAUUUCCUCACCUAUGUUGCCUCGGCUGGAAAUAUGAAAAACCUCAUAGAAGCAACAGAAAAUACUGCACAGGAAUAUAAAAUAAAGGGUGGAGCCCAGCAGAUAAGUGAGAAGCUGGUCAAGCAUAUCAGCAAGGAGAAUGUGUUGCUAGGGGAACCAGUUUCCAUGGUAACUCAGGCUGGGGACAGUGUAGAAGUCAUUUCAAAGAAGGGGAACAAGUACCGAUGCAAGAAAGUCAUACUUGCUGUUCCUCCUAGUCAGAUAGGAAGGAUGGAAUUCAAUCCAACUUUACCUGUGGAAACAAGGGAGAUAAUCAAAAGAAUGCCUCCAUCCAAUGUCAUAAAGUUUACAAUUACAUUUCCCACGGCAUUUUGGCGUGUGGCGGGGAGUUCUGGAGAGGUUGUGAGUAACGGUGGUGCGAGUAUGCUGCCUAGCUGUGAUAUGGGGCCACUUGGAGUGGUGUAUGACGCCACCUCAAGUAACGCCCAGCCUGCCCUCUUGGGCUUCAUGGGAGGGCUCCAAGCUGUACAGUGGCAGAAGAUGGAGCUUGAGACCCGAAGAUCAGCAGUAUUAAAGUCCUUGUCUGAGUUUUUUGGUACCGAAGUGUACAAGUAUAUAGAGUACAGGGACUUGGUUUGGGACACUGAGCCAUACAAUGAGGGGGCUCCAGUGAGCUGUGUGGGCCCAGGAGCCAUGAGGUUCUACGCCAAAGGGCUGAGGGAGCCCUUCGAUAAAAUCCACUUUGCUGGUACAGAGUCAGCCACCAUUUGGUGCGGAUUUAUGAAUGGUGCUGUGCAGGCGGGCAGCAGGGCUGCCUUGGAAGUCUUAUAUGACCUUCGACCCCAGUUGGUGGCUGCAUCAGAUAUCCAGGUCAUUGGAGGUCAUAGAAGUGGACACAAACAAGGUCAAGGUCAAAGUCUCAGUGGAAAGGUUGUGAAAUGGAGCCUAGGCCUUGGGAUUGCUUUAGCGGUCAUCUUCACGGCAAGAAAGUUCUAUAAUAGCAUGUCCCCUGCAUGAGAGACAUGCUUUGUUUACUUUGUGUUCAUUAUUGGAGUAGUUUCACCUAUUCCAAGUUCAACAUUGUAGAUUGUUCAAAUUUCACCAUGUUUUUUUGCAUUUUUUUUUAAUCUAAUUUACAAAUUCAUUCUACAAUUUAAAUUCAUUAGUACGAUAAUGUUUUCCUUUAUUUUUUAUAUUAACGAAAUAAAUUAUUUAUAGGAAAAAAAUGUAACUUAAACCCUUGUGAAAUUUAAGCAAUCUGCAUGUUCAAUAAUUAUAAUGAUGAAAACAAAGUAUUUGCAAUGCUUUGAAUACCUCCCCAAGGAAGUGUUAAAUUACUUACUUAUGUAUUAAAGCCAUUGACUUACUAUCUGAAGGUGGUGUUUUUUAACUGAAAACAUAUAUUUGUAUUCAGACCUGAUCAUGAAAUUGUACAGAUUCACAUUGUUUUUUUUUAUGUUACCAAUGAUAGUCUGUGAUCUCUAUUUGCGAUUUCUGUGAUAAGUUGACAUUGUGUUUGAUUUCUGAUAUGAGGAAAUGCUUUCUGGCAAUGUAGGUUUAAUGUAAUUAACAUUCUUGCAAUAUUUUCAUUAAGCAGUUAAAUAAGUAUUAUAUUAUUCUCCUCAAGUGGCAACCAUAAAUGAACCUUAAUUUCUGCAGUACAGUUGUAUAAUUGUUUUCGGAAGUGCUGUACAUUGAGAGUGGUGGUCCUAGUGCUUACAAGGAAGCCUAGGAUGGAAGGUACUGGGGAUUGAAGUUGGGACCAAAACUGAUUUGGAAAUAAUAAAACAGUUUUUAUUAUUUUAAUUAAUCAGUUUCAUAAUCAGAAGUAGAGAUAUGCAUGAAAAGGAGCCGUUGCCAAAUUUUAUUUUAAACUGAUAAUUAUGUAUUUACUUAUAAAUAGAAAACGACA
Mya arenaria is the source of this 2954-nucleotide messenger RNA. RefSeq names its product probable flavin-containing monoamine oxidase A. Gene Ontology annotation, molecular function: oxidoreductase activity. The record is from RefSeq and is a predicted model, not a curated record. NCBI's taxonomy places the organism in Eukaryota, Metazoa, Mollusca, Bivalvia, Myida, Myidae.